UAUCGAUAUCAUUUGAUGUAUAAACUAUUUAUUGAUACAGUUCAAUAUAUGAUGAUAAAUAAGCUUACAAUUAUCUGAAAAUGGAAGUAACAGGAAGAAAAUUAGAAUCUGAAAAUAUAUCUGUUCUGUUUUGUGAACCAUGUGAGGUCGAAAAUUCGAAAACAUCAGCAAACGGGGCGUGCCGAGAAUGCAAGGAGCAUAUGUGUGCCACGUGCUUCCGACAUCAUUUAAAGAGCAAACAAUGUAGAAAUCAUGUGUUGCUUUCUCUUGAAGAGUUUUCGUCACUUACGCUAGAUUGUGGAUCAGAAGAUGUCAUCAAAUGUAAGAAACACGACGAUGAAAACAUCAAAUUUUAUUGUCGUUCACAUGAUGUCGUUGGAUGUGGAGAUUGUAUAGUGUUAGAACAUACAUUAUGUAAACCGGAAUAUAUCAAGGACUUGGCGAAGACAUUCGCAGACGAAGAUGUACACAAAUCAAUUGUAAAAAGAGUUGAAGAUCUUAGAAAGAUGAAAUCAGAUUACGAACAAGAGAUCGAAAAAAGUAAAGAAGAAAUUGGAAAGAUGAAUGAAAAGGCUCUUAAAGAUAUCCGUGAAUUUAGAAGAGAAAUUAAUACAUGUUUGGAUGAAGCAGAGGCAAAUCUCUUAUCAGAAAUGAAGAAAAAGAGUAAGGAAAACACAGCGAAACUGGAAGAGAUAGAAAAUGGUUUACAGUCGUUA
This is a messenger RNA of Ruditapes philippinarum (Manila clam), 716 nucleotides long. Its product is annotated as E3 ubiquitin-protein ligase TRIM33-like. The transcript has a single exon. Lineage: Eukaryota; Metazoa; Mollusca; Bivalvia; Venerida; Veneridae. The annotation marks the transcript as partial. Gene Ontology annotation, molecular function: ubiquitin-protein transferase activity; zinc ion binding. Gene Ontology annotation, cellular component: chromatin; nucleoplasm. Gene Ontology annotation, biological process: positive regulation of DNA-templated transcription. The record is from RefSeq and is a predicted model, not a curated record.